Molecule: messenger RNA, 2199 nt
Organism: Eublepharis macularius
Lineage: Eukaryota; Metazoa; Chordata; Lepidosauria; Squamata; Eublepharidae
Product: vomeronasal type-2 receptor 26-like
Exons: 6
Coding region: 1-2199 (732 amino acids)
Biological process (GO): G protein-coupled receptor signaling pathway
Cellular component (GO): membrane
Molecular function (GO): G protein-coupled receptor activity
Source: RefSeq, a predicted model, not a curated record
AUGCAACUGAAUCUUUACUAUGUGUUGCCGCUGCGCCAAACCAAAGUCCAGAGGCUCAAGAAAACAAAAGAAAGGUUUCCCAGCAUGGAUGCCCCAAGACAAAGCCCACCCACUUGGACACCAGACCGGCCUACCCAAGGGGGAGUCCAGAUAGGGGGAGGAGGUGGGACACAGAGCGGCAUGGAAUUCAUCUUGUCUGCUCACAGUCAGUCAACAACAGAGUGGUGGAACACCCCAGACUUCACUGAACAGCAAGUGCUGAGGUUUGAUGAAAAUAAAAAAAAAACCAACUCCUUCUGCCCAGUGCAGCUCCUGUGCCUUUGCGAGCUGCACCUAGGGGCCGCGGGGACAGAGACUGAGUUGUCCUCAUUGCAGCAGGCCCAUAAAUCAGCACCUACAGAUUACUGGAGCAUCCUCUCCUUCCUGUUUGCCCUUCAGGAGAUCAAUCGGAAUCCCGGGAUCCUGCCCAACAUCACUCUGGGCUACGACGUCUACGACAACUAUUAUGAUGCCAGGAUGACCAGUGAUGCCCUGCUAGACCUGCUCUCCCCGGGGCAAGAGAACGUUCCGAACUACCAGUGCGGAGGAAAGAAGAAUCUCUUGGCGGUUCUCGAAGGGACUAAAUCCGAAAUCUCCAUCCAGAUUUCAAAUAUGAUGGGCAUCUACAAAAUCCCACAGGUCAGUUUUGGGUUUGUUUCCUACGUUCUUAAUGAUCCGGCUCAGUUCCCUUUUUUCUUCCGGAUGGUUCCCAAAGAGGAACAGCAAUACCCGGGGAUUGUCAAACUGCUCCUGCAUUUCCGAUGGACGUGGAUUGGUCUCAUUGCCCCAGGCACCGAUGAUGGAGAACAGUUCAUGAGACUCUUCCCUUCUGUGGUCAUUCCUCAAGGCAUUUGUGUGGCCUUUUCGAUGAUCAUGCCCGCAACCAUAUGGAAUAUUUAUGAUGCCUACCGGCUUCAAGGUUUCCUGCGAAAUAUCCCACUUUACAAUACUUCUAUGGGUGAAGUGUAUUUGGAUGAGAAUGGGGACCUAGAAGUGGAUUUUGAUCUCAUGCAAUGGGUGGCAUUUCCCAAUGGGUCCCAAGCUGGAGUGAAAGUGGGGAGUGUAGAGCAACAGGCAUCAUCAGACCCCAAAUUCAGUAUCAUGCAGGACUCCAUCUUGUGGCCCAACAAGUAUGUGCCCCGUUCCAGGUGUACAGACAGCUGUCGGCCUGGAAACGCCAAGGUGGCUCAGGAAGGGAAGGCAUUUUGCUGCUACGACUGUUUUCCAUGCCCGGAAGGGACCAUCUCCACACAGGAAGAUGCAGCGCAGUGCUCCCGCUGUCCAGGACAUCAGCAUCCAAACAAAGAUCAAACUGAAUGUGUCCCCAAGACGACAACUUUCCUGACCUAUAAAGAAUCUGUUGGGAUCAUUCUGGUGUUCUUUUCCAUCUUCCUGUCCUUAAUCUCUGGUUUGGUGUUAGGCCUGUUCAUUAAAUUCCUGGACACUCCCAUCGUCAAAGCCAACAACCGGGACCUCUCCUACAUUCUCCUGGUCUCCCUCCUGCUUUCCUUUCUCUCCUCCUUUCUGUUCAUCGGCCAGCCAAGGAAGGUGACCUGCCUUCUCCGACAAACCACCUUCAGCAUCAUCUUCUCGGUCGCCGUCUCUUCAGUGUUGGCCAAAACCGUCACUGUGGUGGUGGCCUUCAUGGCCACCAAGCCAGGGAACAGGAUGAGGAAAUGGCUGGGGAAGAGUCUGGCCAACUCCAUUGUCAUGUCUUGUUCUGCUGUCCAAGUUGUCCUCUGUGCCCUCUGGCUGGGAAUCUCUCCCCCCUUCCCAGAGUCUGACAUGCACUCCCAGCCUGCACACAUCAUCCUGCAAUGCAACGAAGGGUCUGUUGCCAUGUUUUAUGGUGCCCUGGGCUACAUGGGCUUCCUGGCUGCCAUCUCCUUCAUUGUGGCUUUCCUGGCCAGGAAGCUGCCUGGCGCCUUCAAUGAAGCCAAGCUGAUCACCUUCAGCAUGUUGGUCUUUUGCAGUGUCUGGGUGUCCUUUGUGCCCACGUACCUGAGCACGAAGGGGAAAUACAUGGUGGCUGUGCAGGUCUUCUCCAUCUUGGCCUCCAGUGCUGGCCUGCUGGGCUGCAUCUUCCUUCCCAAAUGCUACAUUAUUGUACUGAGGCCUAAUCUGAAUACUAAGGAGCAUCUAAUGAUAAAAGUGUAUUGA